AUGCAAGACGUCAACCACUGCCGUGAAAAAGAAAACUUGGGUAACGUGCAGCCGUCAUCGGCGAGGAAAGCUGCACAUGUCAGUUUCUCCACUCCCUCGAAAGCUGCUCCCUCCUUUCAAAUCCAGAGAUCCUUCUCCGAGCGCAAGCCAGGGCAGCUAGCAAGAGCAGACGCUCGCACCCCCCUCAAGGGCUUCCAGUCGCAGCUGCCCGAGGCUUCUGUGACUCAGUCAGCAUCCAAAGUCAGCCAGAGAGGAGGAAGGAGUGAAGCCUGCCAUGAGGAGGAGGAGUUUUCCCGUGAUGUCGGGUCGCUUGCUGAGAUCCUGGAAGGGGAGGGUAUCGCAGAGCACAGGAUCCCGACCGUGGGCAAACAGAGCAUGUACUUGUCUGUCCAGGAGCUGCGGGAGCUCCGUGAGAAACGCUCCUCUAUCUUCAAGGGACCGUUGAGGGUUGUCAAGACUUCCAAGAGCGCGACCGCAAGCUUCCGACAGAGCAUGGCGGCGAGAGAGAGUUUCCUUGUGCCCAGGAACGCAGCAACUCCCAAGCGCCUCUCCUCCAUGACCCCAGGGUCCGCCGACAAGCAAGCUCCUUUGUCAGCUGGAGCUGGAGCUGGAGUCAGAUCUGUGGACCGCAGGACUCCGGCUGGGAAGGAGGAGGGGAGGAGCUUGUGCCAUGCUCAGAGGUCCCUGAACUUUGCGCGCGCGGAGAUGACUCCAUCGAACUCGAGAGCUCGGAGCGUCGCAGGAGUGAUCGGCUCUCUGCUCAAGGACAAAAGUGCGACUCCGUCCAGGAAGGUUGCAUUGGAUCUCAGCAAAUGCGAUGAGGAGACCGAACUUUCUUCUCCUGUCCCUCAGCUGCAGCUGGGAGAGAGCAAGGAGAAGGAGUCCUACCUGCCUGAUGGUGGUGGUUUGCUGCUGCAAGAAGAUCGCUCUGCGAUGGAGACGGAGGGAGGUGGGAAGGAGGAAAGACAAGUCAAGGAGGAGAUGGAGAUGAAGCAACCAGACGAAAACGCAAAAGAGCAGAACGUGGAUGUGCUCGGCACAGUACAAGUUGAGGCUCCAGGGACGGAGAGUUUCCAUCUCUCAGCUCAGUCAGCUGCUGUCCUCUCUUGCAAAGAGCAGGCGGCAAGCAAGCAGCUGGUGUCGGAGGAGAGGCGAGGAUCCAGGCCAAGAAGCAGGAAGAGCAUCCUGCUCCAGGAGUCUCGGCGCCGCUGCGGAGUGAAGUCACCCAAGAAGAGAGCGACGAGCCUGCAGCAGGUGGAGGAUCCGAAGGGCAGCAGCGAGUUGACGCAAGUGGAGGAGGAGGACGAAGACUUCAUCGAUGGAGAGGUGUGCAUUCGCCCCAUGCACAGGACCUCCAGGAAGCCAUUCCUCUCCUCGACCCCAGCUGAAGAUCAGCAGCUGGGAUCCCCCGAGAUCGAGCUGGGAAAGGUCAUCAAUCAGGUGGGGCCAGAGCUGGGCAGCCCGGAGGUUCAUGAGCGAGCUGAGAAUCCGAAGGAUCGCGAGCACGAUCGUGCGUAUGAGCGACCAAGUGCUGGCGCCCUCGUGCAAGCGUGCGAAGCCUCUGGUGGGGAAGAGGAGGGCGGGGUAUGGGAGCUGACCUUGACGUACAAGGAAUGA
Molecule: messenger RNA, 1617 nt
Organism: Guillardia theta CCMP2712
Lineage: Eukaryota; Cryptophyceae; Pyrenomonadales; Geminigeraceae
Exons: 13
Coding region: 1-1617 (538 amino acids)
Source: RefSeq, a predicted model, not a curated record